This is a messenger RNA of Effrenium voratum, 2018 nucleotides long. The record is from the annotation of a GenBank genome assembly. Lineage: Eukaryota; Dinophyceae; Suessiales; Symbiodiniaceae.
GGCUCAAGGAAGCCUAGUUGCACUGCAAUAGUGGGAGGGCAGAUGGUGUAAGCGCAUUUCAAUGCCAGUAACGUAGGGUCUCACUUCUCAUUGCAAUGGCUUAUGGAGCUGAAGGGUCAAACCCUUUCAGCUUGCCCCAGGAGCUGGAGUGCUUCUGGCUGCAGGAGCCCGCGCCGGAGCGCUCAGCCGAAGAGCGGCUGCAGGAAAAGAAGCUGCGAGUCUGGGAGAAGCCCACCUGCUCCUCCAGCUAUGGCUCCAUCCGCAAAGUCCGGGACGAGGAGCUUCCAAUGGCGCCAGUGCCUGAGUCAGUUCACUUGGCACUGGCGGCAGCAAAGGCCAAGGUCAUGGAGGAAGAGCGACCAGACAACACCUUCCUCACGACCGUAGCCACAAAGCCGGCGGUGGGCCUGGUCGAGCCGCUGCACAAGAGUGAGAAGGACAUCAGAAGCUACGUGCAGAAGAAGCGGGAAGUCUUCCUGGUUCACAUGGCCUGCGACAACAAGCGGGAAGAAAUCGUGCGGCUCGAUGCCAUGGCCAAAGCCAAAGAGGAUGCCUUGGCCGCGUCGCAGCAGACGUUGGAUGACGACGCCAAGAAGUUCGAGGAGUACUUGCAGGAGAGGAUUUCCAAGGCAUCAGAAGCCACAAAGGAUAGCGAGUCGCACGCCAAGGUGAAGCAAGACAAAGCCACCAAGAUCAAGCAGCUCAAGCAGCAGAUCGCCACCGUGCAGAGUGAGACGGGUAAGCUAAAAGAGACGCGGUCGGAGUGCGAGCGCUACAAGCACUUCCUUGAGAAGCUCACACCGUCAGAGUGGAAGGAAAAGCAGGCGCGGAAGAAGGAGCAGCGGAAAAAGGAUCGGGCAGAGCGGUGGAAAAAUGAGCGGCUUGCGCCGAUCCUGGAGCAACUGGCCAUAGAGGAGGACAGGCUGUCCGAAAAGUUUGCGCAGGAGGAAGCUGAGGCAGAAGCCAGCAAGAAAAGGAGCAAGAAAAGUCGGCGGCGAGAAGACGAGGAAGAGCUCAUGCAGAAACAGCGGGAAAGAGAUCUGCGCAAGAAGCGCAUCCAGAAAAGAAGGGAGGAAGAAGAGCGGAAGAUCAACGCAGAGUACUUUGAGGUGUCCUCAGAAGAGGAGCCGGAGCUGUUCUUCCAGGAGCCGCAGCAGCUGAUGGAUACGUUCACAGACUUGGAGGAGCUGAACCUAUUUUUGAUUCAGAGCUCUCAGGGCACGGAGCAAGAGCUGGACGAGAUGCGCCACAACUUUGCAGUGAUGAAGAAGGACAUGGGGCAGAAGGUGCAGCAGCUGAAGGAUCAGAUCAUGCAGCUGGAGCAGAGCAUCAAUCAGGAGAAGCGGCGGGGGGAGGAGCUCAGGCAAAGCUAUGCGGAGAAGGCCAGCACAGCAGCGCAGGACAAGAGGCUGUCAAGCCUGGCAGAGAAGGUCUUGGAAGUGUACGCUCGCUGCGACCUGGCCCGGGAUCAGCAGCAGCCGGACACGCUGCAGAUGCUGGGGGCCAUCGAGUCCAGGAUUGAGGAGCUGAUCCAAGGUCUGGACGAGGCUUACCAGCAGGACCAGGACAUGGUGAUAGGCCUGGAAUGGAAGAAAGAAAGGGAUCGAAGAGAAAGGGUCCGCGAGAACAGGCUCAGGGAGCAGUCUGAAAAGCAGGAGGAUCGACUGAAGCAGUCGCUGCAACGCUCGCAGAAGCCUGUUUUCAAGAAGGCCGGAAAGCAGGUCAUGUAUCGAUCACCUCCUUUGCGCCAAGAGCGCAAAGUGGUAGAGGAUACAACUGAUGAUGAAGCACAUGCUGCCGACCACAAGGUCUUCGAUAUUUACAUCGACCGAAAGACAGGGGUGCCGCACACUGAGAUGCCUGUUGAAGAGACCAGGCCCGGGCGUGGCCCUCUCAGUCCCAAGUCGAAUGCCACUGCGAGAGAGAGCAGCUGAUGCAGGAAGUGGAGUUUCACAAUGUCUCCUAUGUCUCACCAGGACUUGAGGUUUCACCGUCGCACAACUCGACGACUGCGGAAA